AUGACUGGAGGAGGAAGUAACAACACCCGGAGCUUGUGGUCUGAAGGAGCUGGUGCUGCGUAGCUGUGACGGUUGUCUCAGCGCCUUCGCCAGUGACGGGGGAAGCAAAGCUCCCAGGAGGCAAAUCCAGCCUGCUGCGAGAGCAUGGGCCUGGGCCGUGCUCGGCUCCCCUUGCUUGCUGUCCUGGCCGUAGCUCUCCGAGCCCCAGAUCCUGGAUUAACCCAAGCACUGACUCCCCACCACCAGGUGAAUGGGAUUCUGGGAGGAUCAGUUGUGCUGUCUGCGAAUCUAUCCCCCGGGAGAAAGGUGAAAGAGAUCGAAUGGAGCUUUCGUGCUGGGUCAGGUGUGACACUCCAGCUGGCUGAGUUCAGUGGGGGGGAGUUUGAGCGACCCGAUCCCAACGACAGAUUUAAGCAGAGGCUAGAAAAGUACAACGAGACCUCGCUGAAGAUCAAGGCUCUGGAGCUGGGCGAUCGCGGAGUUUAUGAGGCCCGGAUUAAGAUAGUACCAGCAACUGUGGAGGAACAGGCCUUUCGCCUCGCGGUCUAUGAGCCCGUUCCAGCGCCGGAGAUGAAGAGUCACUUGCUCUCCAGCAUGGCGGCUAGGUGCAACGUCACUCUGCAGUGUCAGGUGUCUGGCAGGGAAGAGGUUAACAUCUCCUGGAGUAGAGGGAACCCACCCCGAGACCUGGGCGAUCCCGAGCGGUACCAGCUCAGCCCGGACGGCAGAACCCUCCACCUGUCUCUGCAGCCCAACCUCCCGGACUCUACCUUCACCUGCACGGCCAGCAACCCCGUGGACCAGAAAAACAUCUCUCUUGACCUGCAGAGCAUCUGCCAAAGCGGUGGAGCGGCUCCCAGUCCUUACCAUUGGAAAGCCAUUAUUGGGGCGCUGUUCCUGGGACUCGAGAUCAAUGCCAUGGUCCUUGUGAACCUGGUGCACAGAAAAAUGCCGUAACGCUGGCGGUUGGGCUGGGACCUCGUAUCGCAGACGCCUGAUGAGAAGGUGGACGGGGAGGUGGGGGGGAGCAGGCUAUCGGGUGAAAUCCAGGCCCCGGUGAAGUCAAUGGGCAUUUUGCCAGUGACUUCUGUGGAGUCCGGAUUUCACCCCCAGGUGUAGCGUGGUCCCCAGAAUCUCCAGUGAAAUGCACCUGUUCAUCAGAGAAUUGUCCGAGCAAGCUUUGUCUAAAGGAGGUGUUCCUCCACGGUAAAGAGAAAUAAAAGUGCUGGAUAUUUGAGAGUA
Trachemys scripta elegans is the source of this 1242-nucleotide messenger RNA. RefSeq names its product SLAM family member 8-like. Bases 145 to 957 code for a protein of 270 amino acids. The record is from RefSeq and is a predicted model, not a curated record. Lineage: Eukaryota; Metazoa; Chordata; Testudines; Emydidae. The transcript is spliced from 4 exons.